Pelodiscus sinensis (Chinese soft-shelled turtle) is the source of this 2438-nucleotide messenger RNA. The record is from RefSeq and is a predicted model, not a curated record. NCBI's taxonomy places the organism in Eukaryota, Metazoa, Chordata, Testudines, Trionychidae.
CCUACCAAGGGGGUUCUCUUUCAUUUGUAUUUGGAAGAGUCCCCCAAUUUCAGAGGAGGCUUCUCUGUCCAAUUAUGAAACUUUCCACUGUGCUAGUUCUCUGCUGUGUUUUUUUCUCUUGCAGAGCCAGCCCUGUCCCAACUGAGGAUGCAGGCUGUGAUGACCCUGAUGUCACUGAAGCUGUGGAAAUAGCACUGACAAAAUAUAAUGCAGACAAAAAAGAUGGCAACCAGUUUGCUCUGUACAUGGUGAUGGAAGCAAAGAAAACAGUGGGCCCUGACAAACAGUUCUUUGUGACGUACCAAAUAAGAGAGAGCUCUUGUGCUGUUGGAGAAGAUAAACGCUGGCAAGACUGUGAUUACAGGCCAUGUGCAGAUGCGGAAUCAGGCAAAUGUACGGCUCAAGUUUACGUUGACAAGAGCAAGAAUAUAAGUAACGUUACACAAGAAUGCAGAAUAAUCACAGAACAUGUGUGUCCUGGAUGCUUUCACCCUAUACCGGUAGACGACAAGGAACUAUUACGCAUUGUGAAACAUGCUGUUGGGGUCUUUAACAACCAGAGUAACCACUACUUCCAUUUUGACGUUGGUCAAAUAAUAAAGGCCACCAAGCAGGUGGUGGCUGGACUGAAUUAUGCAUUUGAGUAUGAAAUCAAGGAGACUAAUUGCUCCAAGGAUUAUUUUCCAGAGUUAAGACCUGAGUGCAAACCCAUUCCUGGAGGUCAUAUAGGUCGCUGUGAAGCCAAAGCCUAUGUGAAUCUUAGGAACGCAAUUGCAAAUUUUGCACAGAAAUGCCAGUCAACAGUGAUUCCUCCUCACUCUCCCAUUUGUCUUGGCUGCCCAAUGCCCAUCCCAACUGACAGUAAGGAACUGGAAGAAUCACUGAGUGCUUCCGAGAAGAUGUUUAAUGAAGACAGUAUUGAUGAUUUCUACUAUAAAGCUGAAGGAAUAUCACAUGCCACAGUACAGGUGGUUGCUGGAAGAAAUUAUAAUAUAGCAUUUAAAAUGAGGAAGACAAACUGCUCGAAAACAGAUGUCAAGGAACAGAGUGAAUAUUGUGUAGCUACAACAGACGGUGACACUUUGCUGUGCAGAGCACAUGUUCACGUGAUGCCCUGGACAAACACACUAAGGCCUACAGUUAACUGCGUGAAAGAGAAGGGGGACAAACAUGAUACUGGAUGUGAGCCAGAACAUGGAAAUGGGCACGGACACGACACGGUGUGUGGAGCAGGACACAAGCAGAGACAUGGACUAAAACAACGAAAACGUGUGUUAGUUGGAGCCUUUCAACCUAUACAAGUAGAUGACACGGAACUUUCACAUGUUGUGAGACGUGCUAUUGAGAUCUUUAACAAUCAGAGUAACCACUCUUCUCUUUAUGAAGUGGGUCAAAUAAUAAAGGCUGCCACGCAGGUGGUGGCUGGACGGAAUUAUGCAUUUGAGUAUGAAAUCAAGGAGACUAAUUGCUCCAAGCAUCAUUUUCCUAAGUUAAGACCUGAGUGCAAACCCAUUCCUGGAGGUCAUAUCGGUCGCUGUGGAGCCAAGAUAUAUGUGGAUCUCAGUAACACAAUUGCAAAUGUUGCACAGAAAUGCCAGUUUAUAGUUGAUGAAACUGUACCUCCUCGCAUUACCGUUUGUCGUGGCUGUCCAAAACCCAUCCCAGCUGACAGUGUAGAAUUGGAGGAACCAAAGAGCCAUAGCCACUUACAGCUUGUCAACUGGACUCAAGAAUUCAUCUAUCUUCUGUUGGGACACAGUCUGUUACUGUUCCAAGAUUUUAGUUCUCCAGGUACAGGGUCAUUUAGUUCUUCAGUUCCCAUCCCAGCUGACAGUAAGAACUUGGAGGAACCACUGAACGCUGCUGUGGAGAAGUAUAACGCAGAGUGCAGUGAUGACUUCUAUUAUAAAGUUGAAGCACUAUUACAUGCCACAGUGCAGGUGGUUGCUGGAGAAAAAUUUGAUAUAACAUUUAAAAUGAGGAAGACAAACUGCUCGAAGACAAAUGUCAAAAAAAUGAAUGAAUAUUGUGCGGCUACAAUAGACAGUGACACUUUGCUAUGCAGAGCACAAGUUAUUGUGGUGCCAUGGACAAACACAAUACAGCCUAGGGUCAACUGUAUCAAAAAGAAGAUUAGUUUGCUACGAUUGCCUCCUGGCUUUACUCCUCUCCGAUCUCCAGUUAUGGAAGUAGCUGCUCAAAACACAACCCACAUCAAAACUGAAGAGGGACCUGGAGAAGGAGGGCCAGGAGUAGAUAGUAGGUGUAAAGCAGCCCAUGAACAGGGGGAUGGACAUGAUACUCAGUGUGAGCAUGAACAUGGGCACGGACAUGGACAUGGACAUGGACAUGGACACGGCAAAUAUUGCAUGGUCACUAAAGGAUGUUUAAAAAUUGCUUUGCUCUGGUCUGCUGAAAUCUCUGUUGCAAUGCACUGA